This is a messenger RNA of Danio aesculapii, 2150 nucleotides long. RefSeq names its product coagulation factor IXb (gene f9b). Gene Ontology annotation, cellular component: extracellular region. The transcript has 8 exons. Gene Ontology annotation, biological process: proteolysis; blood coagulation. Bases 301 to 1824 code for a protein of 507 amino acids. Gene Ontology annotation, molecular function: serine-type endopeptidase activity; calcium ion binding. Lineage: Eukaryota; Metazoa; Chordata; Actinopteri; Cypriniformes; Danionidae. The record is from RefSeq and is a predicted model, not a curated record.
AAUGCCUACUUUAUGAAAUCUAAAAUAUGACAAAAUGCAUUAUUCAACCGCAGGGAUGUUUUAUUACACUACACAUUACUGACUGAAAUAGAACUUAUUUAAAUUAGAAUAAUAAUGGGGAAAAUACUGGAAAACAAACACUGCAUGAAGGCUCAGACUGAAAAAAGAAUAACACCCACCGGAUGAGAUAUCAGUUUGCAUGAAAUGCAAACACGUAUGUGCUGAACUUUGGAGCAGAUCAUGAAGGUAUUUAGACUGUUGAGAAAGAUUUGUGCCUGAAGGGAAAUCAUAAUAGAGAAAAUGGUGAAGAUUUAUCCUGUUAUUUUGAUGUGCAGUUUCCUGCUUGAAUCCUGGCUCUCUUCUGGAGCUUCAGUGUUUCUGCCGAAGGAUCUGGCCGAGUCUCUUCUGAAGAGACAGAAGCGAUAUAACACUGGAGGACUUGAGGAGAUGAUGAAGGACAACCUGGAGCGGGAAUGUUAUGAGGAACGCUGCAGUCUAGAAGAGGCCAGAGAGGUUUUUGAGGACAACGAGCAAACUAUGAAGUUCUGGAUCACUUAUAUGGAUGGAGACCAGUGUCUGUCGUCUCCCUGUCAGAAUGGAGGCAAGUGUGAGGAUGGGAUGAACACUUACACCUGCUGGUGUCCUGCACGCUUUAGUGGGAAGAACUGUGAGUUAGAGAUGGCCAAACAGUGUCAUGUAAAUAAUGGAGGCUGCAUGCAUUUCUGCAUCGUGGAUAAAAUUUAUGGAGCAGUGUGUGACUGUGCCGAGGGUUACAAAUUGACUGUAGACGGCAGAUCCUGUGAACCGCGAGGGCAGUAUCCAUGUGGACGUCUUGGAAAGAUAAUUGCUGAAACUCUCAGGUCAAGGACUUUUGAAUCCACUGAGACUGUAAAUCAAAAUCAGUCCAUCAGUCACAUCAACAAAACUGAACACAACACAAUGGAAUCCAGUCCUACAGAUCCUCCUGGAGUGAACAGCACAAGCACAGCUCAAAAUUUACUGCAAAAUGUCUCCUCUUCUCCCAUUCUGACCAAUAUCAACAAUACAACAAACAAUCGGUAUCGCAUUGUAGGAGGAGAUGAAGCCACACCAGGAGAGAUUCCCUGGCAGGUGGUUUUUCUGGAAAAGGUGAAUAAGAUUGUGUUUUGCGGAGGCUCUCUCCUCAGUGAAGAGUGGGUCAUCACCGCUGCCCACUGUGUUGAAGGAAAGCAGGGGUCCUUCUUCAUCAGAGUGGGUGAACAUGAUGUCUCAAAGACGGAGGGAACAGAGUCUGAUCACGGCGUUGCGGAGUACCACAUUCAUCCCCGCUACAACUCUCAGCGGAGCCUAUACAACCAUGACAUCGCCCUGUUAAAGCUCAAGGGGCCCGUCAGACUCUUUGACUACGCCCUGCCUAUCUGCCUGGGCUCCAAAGACUUCACUGAAAACCUGCUUCAGAGCGCAGAAAACUCCCUGGUGAGCGGCUGGGGCAGGUUACGCUACGGCGGCAUCGAAUCCAAAGUGCUGCAGAAAGUGGAACUCCCUUAUGUGGACCGAAUAAAGUGCAAAGGCAGCAGCACCGACAGCAUCUCCCGCUUCAUGUUCUGUGCCGGUUACAGUACAGUACGUAAAGACGCCUGUCAGGGGGACAGCGGAGGGCCGCACGCCACCCGCUACAAAGACACCUGGUUCCUCACGGGCAUCGUCAGCUGGGGCGAGGAGUGCGCCAAAGAGGGGAAGUAUGGCAUCUACACCCGCAUCUCCAAAUACAUGGUCUGGAUUAAUAACAUUACCAGAAUCAGAACAGGACACAUGUCUAAUGGUAAUCAACAGAGUUUGAAUUAGAUUUUUUUGGAUGCUAGGUUCACACCAAGCAAGAAGAGAUCAAGCGCAACUACUCUAGAUUACACAUGGGAUGUUUUAACUUAAGUCAGUUUUCAUUUGUGCUGCAUUGGGGAAAUUUGCCCCUAUUUGCACCUUUGCAUUGACUUUUAAUUUACUCAUGAAUAGGCAUGGGCCGGUAUAUGUUUCUGACAGUAUGAUAACCUUGGAUAAAAAUAUCACGGUAUGACAGUAUUGUGAUUACUGCUCUAAAAUAUGUUCUUGUUAAAUGUCUGGGUAAAAAAACAACUUUUUUCCCCCAUUGAACACAAUAAAUUUUAUUUUGUGAA